This is a messenger RNA of Alligator mississippiensis (American alligator), 19340 nucleotides long. Its product is annotated as zinc finger protein 345. Gene Ontology annotation, cellular component: nucleus. Bases 4130 to 5851 code for a protein of 573 amino acids. Lineage: Eukaryota; Metazoa; Chordata; Crocodylia; Alligatoridae. Gene Ontology annotation, molecular function: DNA-binding transcription activator activity, RNA polymerase II-specific; RNA polymerase II cis-regulatory region sequence-specific DNA binding. The record is from RefSeq and is a predicted model, not a curated record. Gene Ontology annotation, biological process: regulation of transcription by RNA polymerase II. The transcript has 2 exons.
CCUCAGCACUGCUGAAUACCAGAGAGGGGAUAACUGGAAACUUGCAACCCUGCCCUGAUCUGCUGUCCCAGGAUACUGGCCUUAAAUACUUAAACCGUGACCUGUGUUCUUCAGGCAAGCAUGUUUUUCCAUUCCCUGCAGGUGCAUGUUAUCCAGGCAAGCGUGUGUUCUUGUGAGCACAGGAAAUUGUUCCCUUCUUCCCCUGUUAGGGCUUGUGGGACAUGAAAUCCAAAUCCACCCCUUUAGUAAUGUUUCUGUUGCUCGCCACCCAAGACUGAGCCCCAGUCCCUUUGUCAGGGAGCUCUGCCAUGAUGGUGGGAGCUUGCCCGUAAGAAAGCACUACAAUAGUAAGGCCAUACUGUAGCCUGAUGUUUCAGUAUUGGGCACAGUGGGUUUCCCUGUGGUACCGCAGGCUGGAAUUUGUCAUCACUUAGCACUGGAAGAGUCGAUACCACAGCCCAGGGUGGACAUGCUUCUGUGAGGGUGUUUCAGAAAGUAAUGGCAAUUUUGGAAUAAAACCUUUUUCCAUGCACUGAUCAUUUACUGUCUAACAUUAGUUUUCUUAGGGUUGGCAAACUGAUCAAUUGAUUAGUCAAAUAUAGUCAGUUGACUGCACGUUUUUUGUCUGGUCAAAGAUUAUAGCAAUUUUAUGUUGGGUGAAUUUUUUUUUCAGUUUUCUUGACAGAAAUAUUUUUUUUUCCUUGUUUUUGACACAUUUCUUAAUGGAAAAUUUGGGCUUUUUCUAUGUAUUAUUUGACUGUGUUGGCAAUUUUUGACUGAUAUUUGACUGAUCAAUUGACCAAACUUUAUAUGACCAGUCAAUACCUAACCCUAAGUUCUCUACAUAGUUGUAAACGCUGGGCACAUUCAGCAGUGUCAUCAGUGUUCUCUGCUGCUGUGUAGCUUCCCACUCAUUGUACCCAAAAUGGUUUUAUUUUGAAAUUGCUAUUACUUUCUGAAACACCCUCAUACAUUCGUCCUGGAGGGCAUGAUGAGCCCUGUAUUUCCUCAUGACAAUUGUAAUGCUGAGCAGAAGCUCUGGGAGCCGUUAGGGAGAGGGUGGGGCUCCUAUCCACUGCUACUGGUUCCUCCUGCUCAGUGGAAACUGGAACUUCCCUCCAUAGCAAACAAAAAAUACAGGCAGUGUUUAAUCAGCAUCUCAGACUGUGUUUCAUAGCUCACAGGUGUUAGUGGAAUCCACAAACUCAUGGUCUGAGGGAAAUAAACUCAGGGUUGGAGCAGAAUCUUCCUCUUUCUGCUGCAUCUUGGGGGCCCUGCAAACCACGGGUCCUGAGACUUAGUGGCCAUGUGCAAGUUAACCCCAAGGCCUUUAUCCCAGUGCAGAUUCUUCUAACUUGGAGAACACCUGGGGCUCACUGGCAGAGGAAAGCUCCAUGGCCUCAUUCCCCAGAGAAGAGAUUUCUCUGCAGGCAGCUAGGAAGCAGAGCUCUGCUUUUUCCAGAAAGGAGAGCUGGAGGGCUCAUUUCAGGCCUGCCGCAUGAGCUGCAAAUCCUCCGCUUCAGGAAUAUUUCCUUGAGGGAUGUGGGCUGGCAUAGUUUGGCUUUUCUUUCUAUUCCCAGCAGCCCUUGGAGUUUGCUUAUACCGCAGCAGAGGUCUGUCCCAGAGAGGGCAAUGUUCAGCAUGCCCCACACACCCAUGACUGUGGAGGCACUCCAGACCCAGCACUUUGCCAAUGAAGCUGUUUCAGUUCUUGUCCUCAUAUGCUGUUCUUAGAACUGCUAGAUACCAAGAGCCUGAGAAGAAGCCCUGGGGAUGCACUCUAAACAGCUUCACUGGUGAUGUUAUGCGUCUCUAGCAUGGCAGCAACCUUAGGUGGGUGGGCAAUGCUCAGCAGAAUCUUCUCCAGGACCCACAACUGCUGUGGUGUAAAUAAGCUCUUUGAGAGCCUUGUUCUUCCAUUAGAGAGAUGCCUCUUGUCUCCCUUUCAGCCACAGAGAGCAAGAGCCAUUCAGAUCUUGUGCCAGUGCAUGUAUUCCACAUGUGUCUACCCCCAAAGGGUGUGAGGUGAUAUAGUUCUCCCCAUAGCAUAACAAGUGGUAGGUAUGAACCCCAGGUGCUCAGUUGGGGCCUACCAAAAUCAUGAUUUUGCCUUUUUCAUGGAAAAUGCAAAAUUAGGCGUCUUCUGAAAAACGGUGGUCUCUGAUUUCAGCAGGAUCACCCGGAGGAAAAAAAAACAACUUGCCAAAGCAAAGAAAUGAGUGGGAAGCCCUGCAUCUUUGGAGCAUGUGGGGUGAAAGGGAGCUAAUUUGAGGCUGUCAGUACAGGUGCCAGUCUGGGGCUGGCUGGGGAAGUGAAAGGGUUGUAGCACCAUAGUUGAGGUAGCCAGAGGCAUACUGUUACAGCAUGCUGCAGCCUGAGGAGGAUAAAUUGUGAGAAGAAAUCCUCCAAGAAGGCAAAAUACAUUUCAGCUCUGGACCAUGUAAGGCAGUAUCCUACAGGGACCUUGCAUGCAGAUGGAGGCAAAUUGCUCUGUACCUACUCCAUGACUGGAUAUGUCAAGGAAAAACAGUGUAGAUCAGCGCUUAAAGUGCAAGGCACAUGUGAAGCAAAAGGUGGCUGCAGAGGCUGAAGGUCAGAGCAAGAAAGAAGCGACUGUGUACUUGCUCUUUAAAAGGAUCGUGGAAAGCAGCUUGGCGAGGCAAAUGGUGACAUUUUUCCCUCGUGGAGGCUUUUGUGGCAGCAAACAUCCUGCUGAAGAAAAUUGACCAUCCUAAGUUAAGGGACUACUUGAUCAAAAAUGUACCAAAUGCUGAAUGUUUCCCAUGUGCAGACAAGCUUCGCCAGAACUAUGUCCCUGCAGUGAUUGCUUUGCACAUACAAUCCAAAAAAUCUGAAAUGCAUGAAUUGGCAGUGUAUGAAUCCAUCUCCAUUGUGGCCGAUGAAGCCACCAGCCUUCAAAAUAAUUAUGUCUUGCGCAUUUUAUUUGUACCUGAGAGCUGGACAGACUGGGACCUGCCUGCUUUUCAAACAGAGGCGGUCCAGCUCACAUCUGUCAAUUCUUGUACCGUGGCUUAGGCUGCAGUGAAGGCUGUUGUUGACUGCGGCUUAGAAUUUAACAAGAUUUCAGCAUUUCUGUCCAGCAGUGCCAUGUAUAUGUGGAAGGCUUUCUCUGAUGUGCUCCAUGGACAGAUGCCCAGUGCAAUUCAUGUCACCCGCAAUGUGCAUGUUCUGUCUUUGGUAAGUGACAUGUGGCAUAUGCAGUUCCCUGAUGUGGAUAGCCUGGUUUCCUCCUUCAAGAAAGCCUUCAAGCACUGUCCAGGCUGUAAGCUCCAGUACAAGGAGUCUCUUGCCAGUCAAAGUGGAGACUCACGUGCGACUGUGCCACUGCCAUGAGAGCCUGUGCUCACAAGAUGGAAUUUGUGGUUCAACACGGUCCAUUACCACGCCGAGAAUAUGCAGUACUACCAGUAGUUUGUAUCUGAGGAGCUAGAAAUCACACCUGGCACACAGUAUAUGCUUAAGCUACGUGAUCUGGAGCAAGGAGACAUUAAAAAUCAAGUGAAGUUUGUGGCAGAAAAUGCCACCUGGUUCAUGGAGCUUCUAACGUGGUUUGAAGGCUGGCAGGCUGCGAUCCACCAUGCACAUAAGCUGAUGGAUUGGAUAAGCUGGGUUGAAGAUAUGGCAUCACAAGAAUUAUCAAGCUGUCCUCAUGAAAACCAGUGGAGAAGGAACCUGUUCCAGGCAAUAACUGCAAAAUUAAACCAGUACUACAAGUACAACCCAUCACUACCACCACAGCUCAAACAACCAGCUGCCUCCUUCCUUAGUGCCAUUCGCAUUUUUUACCCCAGUCAGGCACCUUUGCUGAGUUUGAUUUCAGCAGCUGAAGGUCAAAUCCCUGGAUGGCAGAAAGAGCAUGACAAGCAAUGUGCUGCUUACAUUAACUUUGUCAAAGAGUGCCAGGUGCCUGUGACUGUGUUUUGGGAGUCUGUUUUUGAUCGGUUUCCACAUCCGUAUGCUCUGGCAAAAAGCUGCCUCACCAUUCCAACCAGCUCAGUGGAUUCUGAAGGUGCAGUCUCAAUGUACGGACAAGUGUUCACCCCACAGAGACCGAGGAUGUCAAUGGCAACUUCCGGUGGAUGCUCCAUGCUAGCGUUUAACAGCUAACAUGAAUUGCCUAUCUCAAGCAGGUACCAUGAUGGUGAGCAGAGCUGAGGUGCAACUUCCUGAGGCAGGGAUUGCAAACCUGGAGGUGAUCCCAGUCAGCAACCAACUCCCUAUACAAUGGGGACAGCAAGCAGCUGUGGAACAAAAGAGCCCUGCAUGCAGGGAAGGCUUCAAGGGGCAGAGAGCCUCAAAGACCCACAAGGGCAUCACUCACAGGACAGAUGUGUUAUAUAUAUGUGGAGAAUGUGGUGAGAGCUUCUGGGGCCAAGAAGAACUCAGGGUGCACAAACGGACCCACAGCAGGGAGGUGGUCCACCCCAGUGUUGAGCGCUUCCAAUACAAGCACCUGAGAUCACCCUCAGGAAAGUUACCCCACCUUUGUCACGACUGCGGGAAGAGCUUCAACAACCCGACCCACCUCCGCGUGCACCAACGCAUCCAUACUGGGGAGAAACCAUACCAGUGUGGGGAGUGUGGAAAGAGCUUUCACCAGCUGUCCCAUCUCCAAGUGCACCAGCGCAUCCACACUGGGGAGAAGCCAUAUGGCUGCGGCCAGUGUGGGAAGAGCUUCCGGCACGUGUCUGCUCUCACUCAGCACCAGCUCAUCCACAGUGGGGAGAAGCCCUAUGGCUGCCCAGACUGUGGGAAGAGCUUCAAUCACCCAUCUCAUCUCCGUGUCCACCAGCGCCUCCACACCGGGGAGAAGCCACAUCACUGCGCUCACUGUGGGAAGAGCUUCAGCGACCCAUCUUACUUCCGUGUUCACCUGCGCAUCCACACAGGGGAGAAGCCAUACCAAUGUGUGGAGUGCACGAUGAGCUUUGCCCGCCCAGACCUCCUCCGCAUCCACCAGCGUGUGCAUACAGGGGAGAAGCCGUAUCAGUGCACCGAAUGUGGGAAGAGCUUCCGGCAGAGUACCUCUCUCACCCAACACCAGAGAACCCACACUGGGGAGAAGCCAUUUCACUGUGGGCACUGUGGGAAGAGCUUCAGCCACUCCUCUCAUCUCCAUGUCCAUGAACGCCUUCACACUGGCGAGAAACCACACCAUUGCGGGGACUGUGGGAAGAGCUUUAAAGACCAGUCCCACCUGCGUGUCCAUCAGCGCAUCCACACAGGGGAGAAGCCAUACCACUGCCCGGAGUGUGGGAAGAGCUUCCGGCAGAGCUCUGCUCUCACCCAGCAUCAGCGUAUCCACAGUGGGGAGAAACCAUUUCAAUGCACACAGUGUGGAAAGAGCUUUGAUUACCCAUCCAAGCUCCAGCUCCACCAGCGCCUCCACACGGGGGAGAGGCCACACCCUUGUGCAGAGUGCGAGAAGAGUUUCCACAACCUGUCCGACCUCCGAGCCCAUCAGCAUGUGCACACGGGGGAGAAGCCACACCACUGUGGGGAGUGUGGGAAGGGCUUUACCCGCCUGUCCCACUUGCGAGCCCACCAGCACAUCCACACGGGGGAGAAGCCAUACGGCUGUGCUCAGUGUGGGAAGAGCUUCCGGCAGAGCACAUCGCUCACCCAGCACCAGCGUCUGCACACCGGAGAGAAACCAUUUCACUGCGAGGACUGUGGGAAGAGCUUUAAAGACCCAUCCCACCUACACGUCCAUCAGCGCAUCCAUACUGGGGAGAAGCCAUUUCACUGCACGCAGUGUGGGAAAAGCUUCCGGCAGAGCUCUGUUCUCACCAAGCAUCAGCGCACCCACAGGCUAGAACCUAACAACUGACAUGGGAUAGUGUCUCCAGCUACAGCUUGUUGUCCUCUCCAGCCUGUGACUUGAAGAGGAGAAGGGAGAGAGUCCAGCACCUGUUCUGAAAUGUCCCCAUACACUAGUCACUGGGCUUGCAUGGCCCUGGGGAUGGGAGCGUUCUGGAAAUCUCCUAAACAGUCUGUACUGGGGGUUACAGGCUACAACUGGGAGAGAGGGGACAAGUGGGCUCAGGGCUGCACUGCAGGGGUCCUGGUUUUCCCUUGGUCAAUUUGUUGCCCAGAUUUAAUGUUAAAAUUUAGGCGGUGGCACUGAAGUGGUAAAAGUGGGCUUGGACAAGAACAGUCUGUUUUCUGAAGAGGUUAUUUAUUGAGUACAGCAAGUUACAAUUAAGCUUAAAGCCAGGAAACAGCAGAAACUUUGCAGAAGUUUUAUGUCGUCCCAAGGAGUGUGUCUCCCUGCAGCUGGCCAGGCAUUUCUAAAUGUUUCCAGGGUCUGCAGUCUUUCUUUUUUGAUAGGUGGGGUGGGGGUCCACAUUUUUCAUUUUUGUUUCUUUUAUGGGUGGUCUGUACCCCGUCUUUCUCUCGGUUGCCUUGACAACAGCAUGUCUUCUGCUUUUUGCCUAUCUCCAGAUGGUUUUUCUGCCUUUUUAUAGGUGUUUUUUCUGUGUUUUCUAGUUCUUGUUGCUUUUCUGCUUAUAUAUGGUGCUGUUUACCAAGUGCCUACUGUUUACUUAAGCAGGUCAAUUCUGUUGCAGUCCCUUGCUUACGUAAGUUACGCACAGAUUACAUUCAGUGCACAUGCACGUUAUUCUUAGCAUUUUUUCUUAUAGAAUUGGUUACAGAGCCCAAAACAGUUUCAUUUUGCCAUGCCAUCUGCCAACAAGUUGUCCAUGUUGCAGGAUCCGGGGGUACUCCUUCCAGCCCCACUGCUGCAGGUUUGGAUGAGAGCGAACAAAACAAACUUAAUCACUGCCACGUAGCUAAUAGUAUCUCUGACGUAGUUGUGAGCAUAGUAGCACUAAAUUACUUUUUUUCUGCCAUAGCCUUUUGCUUUGUGGUUUUUACCCUGGUCUAUUCGUUCUUCUUUGUGGAAGUAUUUUGGGUGCCAUUAAAGUGCAGGUUUGUCUUUUUCAUCCAAUUCACUUGACCAUAAGGUGGGAUCAUAGGCACAGGGGAGAAGGCACUAGGACAGCUACGUUCAGGACAGAGCAAGAGAGGCAGGAAACUGCCCUACAGUAACUGUGUUUUUGGAAGAGAGUGAGCAUUUCUCCAGCCAACACUCUUCCAGGAGAAAGCUAAGCUUCCUCAGACUUGUCUCUUCCGCUCUCCCAGAACAGAAAAUAUUCAACUUAAUCUAUCAGGAGUGGAGGUGAUUACUAUCUAGUAUAGUCUAGACAAUGGCUGAAACAAAGCACAGUCUGAAUGCUAUAUGGAGAGGUCUCACAGGGCAGGAUGGGAAAGGAUGACAAUCGGGUCCCAGAACAAGGGUAAACUGAGGUCCCUCCAGUGUUCACCAGGGUUGAAAGGUAUGGUCCCAGCUGCUGAGUAGAUGACACUGACCUUCCCAGCCAGAUCAACAUAUGUGUGCAUUUUACUUAAAGUAAAGACUAUGGGAAUUGAUAACCCAGGGGCUGGGAGAUUGGGCAGGAUACACUUAGACCCCAUGCCUCUUGGGCCCCACCACAUGUCAGGCCGAUAAGCCCCAGAGGGAGCCAGGAUCCCUACUUCUGGGUGGAAACAAGCCCCUCAUGGUAAUCCUGCUCUCUGCGGGAUGGCAAGUCUUCCCGACUCUUCACCUUUUGUCUCUGAGGAAAAAAAGAGUCCUCAAGCUGGGGAGAAUGUGGCAGCUGUGUUUGUCUCUGUCCAGCAGAGUCAUGCUGAGCAGUCUAAUUUUCCCAGUGUGGAGGGAGUGGUCACUGGACAAGGUUGGCAGCAGUUGUUGUUGUUCUGGGUCAGAAUCUGGCACCCUGGCGGGAGGUGUUUAAUGGAGAAGGAUUAAUUUUCAGGUCACUGCUCGCAGGUGUGCGGGCCGGGAGUGGUCUGAGGCCUUCGGGGGCGCGCGGCAGGCUGUGGCCAGCAGCCCUGGCACGUGGGUCGGGGAAUGCAGGCCGGCAGACUAGAAUUAGGCACGGACGCGUAGCGGUUGAUUAAAGAUUAUUUUACUUACACCGUAGAUGGUCACAGUGCAGGCAGGAAAAACUUGCUCGCGUUGCAGUUACAGACAGACACGUGGAGUUUGCUAGGCUCCACAACACGAACUCGAACAAGACCCGCAGAAAACUCGAGCCUCUUGAAAUAACUCGGACAGAGCUCUGGAUAUACACACACACACACACACACACACACACACACACGAAGCUUGCUAGGCUCCGUGGAACAAGCGCGCAGGGAAGGGGUUCGUUGAGGGAUUGUGCUCGGCGACGGGGAGAGGCCAGAGGUUGAUCACACCCCUGUAGCCUUAAGGCACACGCUGGGUCCGUUAGGCUCCGCAGCGCUUAGAGUUCUUCACGAGACGUGAAGUCUUCCUCCUCCAUGAGAUGGUUGUGGAGUCCUCCAAUUUGGGCGGAAACCGCUCAAGCCUCUUAUAUGGCUAGCAAGCCAAUCGCUAGCCGCCAUGUGGGAAUAAUUUAGAACUGGCCAAUAGUGGGACAUAUUUGCAUGCGGGUGGCGGGAACUCCUUUGCACUGGGGUUUUCUCUUUGCAACUGAGAAAUGCACCCUGCAAAGAAAGCUCCUCGUGGCGGGAAAUAAUUUAGCAGUGCCGAAGCACACGCACACAAAAUCACACCCUUGGGUUGUGACAGCAGGCAGGGUUUUCUCCCCGUCAGUCCCUUCCAGGAAAGAUUCGGAUCACCUGCACUACAGGGUUUCUGCUGGUGCAGUGAUGGUAGCAGCACCUGCUCAUGUGGACACAACCUUUAUGUUGACAAAGGGAGUAUCUGCACCACUUCUCUGGAUGAUGGAGAUUGAAUUGAGCAAAUGCCCCCAGAACUCUGUAUACCAGGGCCUUUAAUGGAGCCCCUGUGUCAGCUGACGGGUGGGAAGUUUCUCACCUUACCCAGUAUAAAAUCCUGAUGUCCCCCAACACCUCCUUGAGCCACCUUAGCUUCUGUAUUCCUCCCAUAGCACGCCAGACCAUAAUCUCCUACUGCCCAGCACUCCACCGGCUGUGUUAUAGCUCUUCUCUCUUGGCUGACCUGAACAGGGGGAAAAGCAGUCUGUCCUGGCCUGGAUGGAGGUUUUAUGAAAUACAAGGGGUGGGUUGGGAUAGAGAGGCUAAUGGGGAGAUUGGUAGGGGGCAGGGAGUAGAGAGUUAAGGGACUGCCAGAGGCAUAGUGUUUGCAGUGAUGGAGGUUUGUAGCGGUGUAACAGGGUUGCAGUGAGAGGGAGUAGAGCCUUAUGGGUAAUAAUAGGGAUAUGAGGAUUAGGCAAAACAUUCCCCCCUUUCAUGACAUUUCUAAACUGGCCUCCCUUACUGCUUUACUUAUCUGUGCCCUCCAGUACAGACUUUUCUUAACCACCUUUGUUCUUCAGGAAACAUUUUCCCUGCGUCUCCUUGCUUGACCAGUGUGACAAGCAUCCUGUUGUGGAGAAUUCGUCUCGGUCUCAGUUAUGGGCUCAAUUUUGUCUGUACCCAGAGGAGAAGCUGAGCAGGAUUCUGUCCUAGACCUUGGGGCACAGGACCCUGCAAAGAGGGAAGAACGCAGGGCCUGUUCUCAUUUGGUGAAGGAAACUGGCACCUCUGUCCCCAGGAGGGGCUGCAACAGGAGGACAUGGAGUCACCCUGACUGAGGAGUGGGCUGGGCUGAGGGGAGAUACUGUUGGCCUAAAAUUACCCCUCCUCUAAUCACAGCUGUUUCUGCCCCAUUCCUGGCCACACAGCCCCUCCAAAUGUCCCACCCCACAACCUGGGGCAGAACCAGAGCAUUCCCUGGUGGGUUCCCCAGCCCAAGGGCAGCCUUUCCAUCCCCCUCAGGGGCUGAGCUGCCUGGGGAGAAAAACUCGAAUCAGUGAGGCAGAUGGAGCCCUCCCCACUCCUGGAGCAGCAGCUGUAGUAGGUGGUGAGUGCAGCUCCCUGGGGGCUGAGAGAAAGGAGCUUUUUCCCUUCACCCCACUGCCCCAGUGGUGACAGGACAAACAGCCCCAGCUCCCCUGUUGCACAAAUUACCAAUUAGCUCAAAUGAUGAGCAAGACAUUAUGAGGGGGAUAAGGCAAAAUGCUGUGUUUAUUGAUUAUAAUAUUCAAAAGAGCACUUAUGCAUACACACACACACUCGCUCUCAAAUACUCUGCAGACGUUAUAGUUACCAAAGUUUGUUGCUCGAAUACUAUACGCUAAGUGGCCAGCCUGGCUAGUAUGAGGUCAGGAACGGGGGAUACAGAUGCGUCUGUGUUCCAGUGAAGUUCGCAGAGCGUUACCCCACCUCCCGCUGCAGAGCCGACCUGAGCAGGGUGCGGGGCCCGGAGCAAAUCAGCCCAUGUGGGGCCCCGGCCCCACUCGUCGCGCAGGCCCUGGACCCAAAGAAGCUGCUGCUGGCGGUAUCAGCGGCAAGGGGGCAGCGAGUGGCUGGAUGCAGAGCUACUGCUCCGCCCAGUUCUGCGCCACCGCUGCUCUGCCCAGCUCCGUGGGGCCCCUCAAAGCACCGGGUCCGGGGCGGUCACCCUGAUUCGCACCCCCCCAGGGAUGGCUCUGUCUUGCUGCUAAGUCUCUCUCCUUUGUAGGGGUUAUCAAGUUGGUGUUGGAUGACUGGUCUGCCUUUUCGAUUCUGUAGUUCCUUUGUCUGAAAUCUCAGUACUUGUCCACCCUGACAAACAGUUAGGCCUAUGCAUUGUCUUUAGGUGUUGCUCUUCAAUCACUGUUUUACAACAUCCUUCUGUUAUCACUGGUGUGGGCUGUGGCCAGAGUCUCUAGCUUUGAGAUACUGUAGACCUUGUCUUCAGUCUUCUUUUCUGUUUACCUUUAUUCUUUGCCUGGUACAGACCGGAUUCUUCAGCCACUUGAACAUGAUUCACCAUUUGGUAACUUGUUUGCUGACAUAUAGCUUACUCUGCUUUUACCAUUCACUCUUCAUUCAUUCAUCCAUACAUCCAAAUAUAUAUAAAGACACAAUAACAAACUUAAUUAGUUAUAGCAACUUAAAAUCACUAUAUUAAAACAUAAAAUAUGACUGCUAUACUUAUGCUAAACAUUAUUUAUACUAAAGCUUAAUUAAAACUAAAUAUUAAAAUAAAUGCAAAUUAGUUUAAAAACAAAUAAACCAAUGCUGGUGCAACACUCCCCACCCCCUGCCGUGGACUAAGGGGAUCAAGUCCCCCCAGACCAGGGCUGUGCAGCCCCAGCUCCCAAGGGCUGAGGGGGGCGGGGGCAGGCUGGGGCAAUUGCACCUCUGGAAGGGACCGUUGCUAGGGCUGGAAGGGUUCAGUUCCAGCCCCAGGGGAGCCUGUCUGGGGUAUUAUUUUCUCCUCUAUGUAUAUUUUAAAGCUUUAUUCCCCCACAUGGCUGCCCUCAUUUCAGGCUUAAGUUUAUUCACACCUUGGGGAUAAUUUUCAACUCGUUGGCUUCCUCAUGAAUGAAAUUGGUUCCUCUGGCCCAGGAGGCACUUGGCUAGUUACAUUCAUUUUAGGAAAGGGGAACAUGGGCUGGGGGGCGGGGCACCAGGGGAAAUGGCUCCCAUGUGAACUAAACCAGGGCAUCCUUGUGUGUAUGUCACAGGCCUGAGGGUGCUGUCAGGACCAGAGCUUGAAAAGCCCACGUUUUUCCUCCCUGUGCCCCUCGCUUAGGACAGCUGAGGGAAUCUUAGAGAAGUGGGGCAGAAAGGUAUCUCCAGAGGUCCUGUCCACUCCAACCCCAUGCCUGAGCGGGGAUCAGUCCUGUCCAAACUAUCCACUGCAGACCCAUCACCUAAACUCUAAACUUCCAAUACUGUGCCUCUUAGAAGCUCCCAGCCGUCCUGAGCACAUCUUUAUACAAAAGGAGAAUUGGUAAUCGGGGGAACUUUGUAGUGGCUAUGGGGAGCCUGCAUGGUGUGCGGAUUACGUUGUCACAGGUACAAAUGCUUUAACUCCUGGUCUGACGUACUUGUUAGGCCAUGUUAAGGGCUGUGUUUGUAGACAAGAAACCUGGCCGAAUCUGUCGUCGAACCAAGCCUGUGGUCAUUCUUUAAGAUUGGUGUUGGGAUCUUCUGGUUGUGACUUUGUCAAUACCACAGCUCUUGAGACUGACACUGACAGGACAUCAAUGACACCCAAUGAGGAAAACAGCAGUGAUGACACUAACACCCAAUAGCACCAGUCAUGAAUUGAAAACUUUAUUGAGAUAUGCUCUAGCAAUGGCUUCUCCACAUUGAUGAAGGCAGUGCUUACGGAGACUUUGAAGAAAAACAGGUCUACUGGCCAGGUGUCAUUGGUCCUUCAGGGCCUUUUGUUGCUGUUACAAGCAACCCCCACGUAACGCUGUUUCGCGUAGCGCUGUUUCACUAUAACGCUCAUUUUAAAUUGAUACCUGAUUCCACUUAGCACUCAGCAAGUUUCAUUAUAACACUCGCGGUCACCAUCUUGGGUCAUCAAAAACUUUCAGUUUUGCUUAACGCUUGUUUCACUUAACACUUGGUUUUUCAGGAACCAAUUAAGAGCACUAAGCAGGGGUUGCCUGUCCUGUAUUCUUCUUUCAGAGUUGAGCUCAUGAUAGUCCUAUGUUACACCAAUUUAUCAUACAAAUCAUAGAAUCAUAGAAAAUGAGGGUUGGAAAGGACCUCAGAAGGUCUUCUAGUCCAACCCUCUGGUCAAAGCAAGACCAUCCCCAACUAUAUCACCCAACCAACUUAACCACAGAGCAUAUAGGUUUUCCCUAUUUAGUUGUAUUUUCAUGCUGAACCAAUUGCCACCUACUUGCAUUUUAAGGACACAUCAGGGUUAUUUACAGCCUAUGCUCACUAUACAACAACCCUUAUGCAUGUGCUAUCAUGGCUUCUACUUGGAUCAAGCUAAGCCAGGCCAGGCUAGCACGAGGCUUAUGUUGCACAUAUGACCAGAGCCGACCCUAGGGGUGUGCAGGGCCCAGGGCAUAUAAACCUGUGCGGGGUCUGUGUGGGUGGGGGCAACAGAUGGAGUGCAAAGCUGGCAGUGCAUGGCAGCCGUGCAGAGUGGUGGCAUCCUGAGCACAGGGCCUGGGGCAGUCACCCCAAUUCGCACCCCCCCAAGGGACAGCUCUGCAUAUGGCAUACAGUUCACUCUGCCUUUCAGCAUCCACUCCCUGCUGCCGUGUGACACAGGAAACUGAGCAAAAUAGACCCAGGGUCUGACCCAGUCCAUGGCAGGCCUUAUGUUCUUAUCAUAGGAGCUUGCAGGGCAUGUCAAAGGAGCUAGAGGAGGCUUGCCAGAUGCUGUCCAUUUGUACCAUUGCCCUUAUGGAGAUACCCUCUGGCCACACAGCUAGAUAUGGGGCAAGCAGCCAAGACUCCCCAGAGGGGCUGUCCUCACCCUUUGGCCAUGGGGAAUGGGCCAAACACAGCCAAGAAGAGUGCUGGCAUCUUGUCUCAAACAGGCCUCUGCUGUGCCUAGAGUCCCCCAUACCCAAUGCCAUCCCCCUAGAGCAAGUGGCCAGCCAAGUUUACUUCUCCACAGAGCCAGCAGAUGUGGGGCAUCAAUGACCCUGGAUCACAGGGAGAUACCAGAUCCCAGGGGCACUGAGUUGUCCGAGGUGACUUGAUGGGUCUGGCAGAGCGAGGACUGGAGCCCUCCUACCCAGAGUCUUAGUUCAGUGCCUUCACACUGCCUCAGGCCUGGGGAAGGGUGUUGGGGAGGGGACAGGGCUCUGUAGCGCCCUCUGUGUGCCCUGAUGUUGUUUGCAGGUUCCCCGUGUGAGAUCUUUGGGUACCUGGACAGAAGUAGCUGCCUUCUUCCCCAUUCAAGAUGGUGUCACCAGCUUGGCAAGGAUAAGCCUCAGUGCCAGACAUGGGACACAGACCACAGGGGCACUUCCAGCAUGGCCUGGCUAAAAUAACCCAGUUGGGGGAGAGGGAGAGAUGUCCCUAGGGUGCAGGGACAGAGAUAACCUAGGAACCAGUGAUAGGAGCUGAAUUCAGCCUAAAGGGAGAAGCAACUUCCCCAAGCCCAGCUUACAGACCCAUGGAGAUGGGCAGGACACACAGUGUAAUAAGGUAACAAAAUCUGCCUAUAAAGCAGAAUUAAAUUUAAAAACAGUAGAAAAUAAAAAAAAAGCUUAAAGCAUUAUAUAAAAAAAAGAAACAUGAUCUUAACGCAGUUUGAAAGUGCAGCAACCUUACUCCCUUACACAUAAUUAAAGAAAAAAAGAAGCCUGAAGUCAGCCAAAACAUACAUAGGCAAUACACAAUAAGAGGCAGAACUAACAGAAUAAGCUAAAAAAAAUUAAGGUACGUGUCUAAAGUCUUUAAACCCAAUUAAUAGAAAAAGGUUUGCAAAUCCAGGCAGCAUCAAGCUGAUGACUCUUUUUAGACCUGUAGAAAUAGUUAAAAAUGAAAAUGAACUUCUAUCCCAGCACUAAAAUGGUCUCACAUGCAUAUGUGCUUAAAGUAGCAUUGGGAUGACAUUGUAGCCAUGAUGGUCCAGGAAAUGUCCAGAGGCAAGGCCUUUUGGUGAUAUGUUUUACUGGACCAAUGGUAUAAUUGGGAGAGCUGCUGAACAAGGUUUUUGAGCAUCAGGUGGCCUUCAUCAGUCUGAAGGGGAAGCAGAGGCAUGCUGAGCUAAAUAUCAGAUGGUGGUGUUAUACGUUACACUUGGUACACGCUAACUCCAUAGAAUGCUAUGUGGUAUUAAUGUUAGAACUGCUCUGAGCAGUUAUGUGUUAAUACCAUCUCUUGACUUGCACAGCUCUGACUUGCCGCUAGAAGCCUGGUGAGCAAGCAUAUGGCUAGGAGCCAGGAUGCCUGGGUUCUAUCCCUGCUCUGAGGGGUGGGAGGGGGCUGGCCUAGAGACUUGAGGGCAAUCACUGUGUGUUGGUGUAAUGGAGUUGUUACCAGAUUUGCUCAUCACUUUGGGGUAUGCUCAUUUAUUAGGGAUAUGUUUUUAGAGUCUUUGUAAUUCUAUCAAUGUGCUGCUUGUGUUACUUGUGUUUCUAUAUGGAGCUGUAUAUCUCCCUUCUGCAAUUCCUCACCCGCAAUGGAGCUAUCUUGCAGGACUGUUUCAAUGGGGCUGGGUUCCUCCAGCCACCAAAUCAGUCACACACACACACUCUCUCCCUCUCUGUGACACGCCUGACCUGGCUGGGCUCAUCAACAUGUACAGGCUGACACCCUCAUAUGCCAAGAAUCAGUUCAUUAAGGUAACAAUAAAAUACAGUCAGACACAAGCACACAGGUGAACAGAAUACCUCUGAAUCCGGCUGGGUGUCCAACUGACACGCUUAUGGCCAGCAUUUAGUUCAUUAGGGCAUGUCUGAGCCAAAGUGGGUCAAUCAGCCUAUACAAGCUGAGUCCCUUAUGUGUUUCAAACUCAGCACAUCCCAACCUUUUGCCCUAACUGUCCUAAUAGUGGUAGCCUCUUGAUGAGCAGACCCCACAGUAUGUUUGGGCUUCACAGGGAUCUUUGGCUUAGGUAAGAGAAGUGUUGCUGCAGAGCAAGUGGGGAAGGGGAAAUAAGGAAAAAUAUACCCAGUUACCAGUAGUUUGACUAUAAAAGUUAUUUAUUUCUAAGUAUAUAAAAUGUAUAAUGGUACUAGUAAUAAUACACAUGCAAGGGAAAACAAACAAAAACAAUUACAAUAUUACCCUGGUUUCAUUGAGUAUUUGGGGAAACCUAGCUCAAGCUUAACUAAUAAAAUUCAGGUUCAGAAAGCUAUGCCUAAAGAGAAAAAGAAAGAGAGAGAAAGAGAGAGAGUGAGAGCUGGGAUCUCACCGUUUCAAGGCAUUCGGGUGAUUUGUUGACAAGCAAAGUUCUCAGCACGAUCCUUGAAAGGGAGAUGGUCUGUUUCUCCCAGCUUCUCAAGAACAAUAGUGGAUGGUGUCAGAGAUAUUUCUCUCUCAGGAAGCACAUUGUUUGCUGCUUUACAACUGUCUUAUACCCUUAGUCUAGCCUCUUCAAAGCAUUCUUUUAAUUGUGUAAAUCAAGAGGGUCCCAAGCCAUAAUUGACAGGAAAAUUCCUGUUAUAUAAACAGUUUAAAUUUAAAUGAAUUACCUUUUUCAGUGACAAGGGGUUAUCUGGUUUGGAACAUCUCAAGAAACUGAUUAACAACCAGGAAAAACAUUAAGUUUUAAGGAGUAACCAGACACCUAGGAGCCAGCUUGAAAUUAUUAUGAAUAUACUGGAAGGGAUCUUUUCAGAUGGCCUAGCUAUGCUUGCACUGUGAAGUCAGCAUUAGUGUUUUGUAUUUUACCUGUUGGGAAUAAGCCUUAGCUUAGCAUGACUUUCAGAUUUUACUUAAAGGGAUUGAUUACUUGUACUGUUCAUAAACUUUGUGAGGAGGACUUCUACCAGUCAUCCCAGGAAAAGUAUGACAGCAUUUGUGGUCAGGGCUCCAACAGGCUGGACACUGUGAUGAACCCUUAACCAUUGUUCAAUGUUGCCCAUGCCCCCUCUGAUUCAGUUUCUUGCCUCAGCAUUCCCUAAACCGGCAACCGAGUUUUAGUCAAUCAAGUUUAAAUAGGCCUCCCAUUGUGGGACCGGGGAGUGUACGGCCCGAGAUGCCUAUUAAACUUUUCUUCUGCUUAGUUCUGGUUAGAUGAGGCGGGGAUAGAAAAAGUUUUUUGUAAGUCCAGGAAGCUGGGUGCUAGGCCUCCCUCAGGAAGACAGAGCUGACAGGUAACAGAGUGUGAACAAUUAUGAAAUAUCUAUUCAUCUUUGUGAUGGAGUUUGCUUAUUUUGUGGGCGAUGUAAGAUUUUGGAGACUCUGGGGUGGCCACAUUUCCCCCACAUCCUAACUGCUCUCCCCUAACCAGUCGGGGGCACUGUAUCUUCCCUUCCAAGACACACCUGUUCCCAUCCUGGCAUAGGGGAGGGUAGGAUGGGGCUGGCCAGCUCUGAGCAAGUGCAAACCAUCUGCUUGGAGGAAUAGAAGCGGGGCAUGAACUAGGUAUGAAGCAGUGGAAACGAGCAGUUCUAAGCCAUCCCUGGAGGUAUUCAAGAGGUUCAAGAAAAACACCUUUUCUUUCUUGCUGGUGAAGCCACAUCUGGAGUACUGUAUUCAGUUUUGCGCCCCUCACUACAGAAAGGAUGUGGACAAAUUGGAGAGAGUCCAGUGGAGGGCAACAAAAUGGUUAGGGGGCUGGGGCACAUGACAUAUGAGGAGAGGCAGAGGGAACUGGGCUUAUUUGGUUUGGAGAAGAGACGAUUGAGUGGGGAUUUAAUAGCAGCCUUCAAUUACCUGAAGGGAGGUUUGAAAGAGGAUGGAGCUGGACUGUUCUUAGUGGUGGCAGAACAAGGAGCAAUGGUCUCAAGUUGCAGCAAGGGAAGUUUAGGUUAGAUAUUAGGAAAAAGUUCCUCACUGGUAUGGUAAUAAAAUAAAACACUGGAACAGGAUACCCAGUCAGGUGGUGGAAUCUCCAUCGCCACAGGUUUUUAAGACCCGGCUAGACAAAGCUUUGGCUGGAAAGAUCCAGUUGAGGAUGAUCCUGCAGUGAGCAGGGGGUUGGACUAGAUGACCUGAGGUCCCUUCCCACCCUAAUUUUCUAUGAUUCUAUGAUCAUGGGCCAAUGGCUUGAAGUUGCAACAAAGCAGACUUAGCUUGGAUAUGAAAAAUAGUUUUCAUUGGUAGAGCAAUGGAAUUUCAUUGGUAGACUGUGGAAUAGACACCUAAGGAACGUGUGGACUCUCCAUCACUGGAGCUGCUAAAAAAAAAGGUUGGACAGUCACUGGUCUGGGAUGACCCAAGUGUAGGGAUAGCUUCUACUAUGGGGAUUUCCCAGGCUUUUUGGCUUUGCUAGUUGUCCCCACCCCCCAUUUCUGCUACAUGUCACGGUGUCUUUAAGUCUCCCUCACAGACAUUGGGUGUUGGUUGCUGUCAAGUCUGGGGAUGGUAACUGGGCUGUGCCAAUGCUCCUGCUGGGACCAAAGCAGGAGAUUCCUGUUUAGAGGGUUUUGUCCCUAUGCUCAGGGUCAGCCCAGUGCCAUAUUUGAGGUCAGGAAGGAAUUUUAGCCCACGGACAGAUUAGUAUGGACUAGGGGUGGUUUUUGCCUUCCUGUGUAGCUGGAGUCAUGGCCUCUACCUGGGAUCUCUUAAGCAUAUAUUGACAAUGGCCAUGUCUACACAAGACACUGACUGCGCAGUAGCCUGUGACUACUGUGCAGUAGCGCUGGGUGGCAGAAAGCAUGAUGUGAUGCUACUAUGCAGUAGUCUUGAGCUACUGCGCAGUCAGCAUCACGAAAAAGAUGUUCAGUGACACUACUGCACAGUAAUUCAGGUUACUGCACAAGUGCUAAAUGACUGUGCAGUCAGUGUCUCAUGUAGACGUGACCAACAUUUCAAAGAAGUAGGACACUGGGUGCCAUGAUUCCCUUGCUUUACCUGUGGCAGAUUAGACUGUUAGGUCUGCGUUGUGUCAGGGUUGAUGGUAGUCUUAUGUAGAGUUUAGAUUAUGGAUUGCACAGAAUGAUUUGGAUAGGGCUCAUCCUGCCUCAGGCAGGGGGUUGGACUAGAUGACUUCUGGAGGUCCCUUCCAGCCCCACUGCUCUCGGAUUUUCUAUGAUUUGUUUUCCCAUGAACAAGAAUACAGUCACAUGCAUAUAUUACUUCUUACAGUGACAUCUCAGGAGAAGAGAAAUGUUAUAAAGCUGUGUCAAAGUAAAUUAAGAAAUUAAUAUAAAUUUUCAGUUGUUAUUUGGUGUUUUGAAACACCAGCAAGUGCUUUUUGACUGCACGUGGUUUCUCAGGUAUAAAAAAGGGUUCUGUGUUUGCAGUUUAGUGACUAGAUACUAUUAGGAAACUCAUUUAUUUUUCUUCUUAGUCCUUAAGCUAAACUGCUUUUUUUCUCCAAGUUCAUGAACAUGAUUUUGCAUUUCAAAGGAGUCAUGAAUUGAGACAGUUCUUAGCUCAUGGGAAAAGCCUUUCUUUUUACAUUCUUUUUCUUAGUUAAAUAAGCUGUAAGCACAGCUUCUCCUGGAAUCUCUUGAACAUAUAGUAACAACCUUUUAUAGAAACAGGAUGUUGGCUGCCAUGGUUCCCCUGCUUUCCCUGUGGCAGAUUUAGGAGUGAUGUCUAUGUUGUGUUACGGUUGAUGAUAGUCUUAUGUAGAGCAUAGCUUAUGGAUUGGAUGGGAUAGUUUGGAUAGAACUGAUCCUGCCUUAGGCUGGGGGUUGGACUUGAUGUAACUUCUGGAGGUCCCUUCCAGGCCUAGUUUUCUAUGUCUCUAUGACAAAAUUUAUUUUUCCAUAUAAUCCUAAAUUUAUCUCACAGCCUGAUAUGGAUCUGCAUCUAUGAUUUAUUUAAUAUGUGUUAAAAUGCAUACAUUUUGUAUGUCAUGUCUUUUUCAUGUAUUGUAACAACCAUGAAUUAUGCGAAUAAAAUCACAGACAUGUAUUUUUAACAAGAAUUAA